AUAUUUGAAAUUUUGAAUAUUUUGGUGGCUGUUUUGAAAUUUCAGGGAUGUCGUUAGAAUACGCUCGGGUUGGUAAUAUUGAAGAUAUCACGUCAAUCGGUUCAACCACCAGCUUUCUACAGGCCACAGCAGCUGAGGUUAGAUCAACACGAGUAAACUGGCAAUCUUACCUUCAAGGACAAAUAAUUAAUGAUGAGCAGUAUUCAUUCAUAACACGACUUGAUAAUGCUCCCACUGCGGAAGCACGAAAUCAUGUAAUAAGGGCUGAUGAAAACAUGACCGCUAGGGUUUUUAUAUUUAUCCUGAAUAAAAUCUCAAAAGAACAAACAUUACGAUAUAUCCUUACACUUAUUGAUGAUAUGCUUCAGGAAGACAAAUUACGUGUUGAAAUCUUUCGUGAUUACUUCUCCAAGUCAAAAGAAUCACUUUGGUCUCAUUUUUUCGGAUUUUUCCAAAGAGGGGAUCCUUUCUGUAUGUACCAAGCUUCCCGGAUAAUUGCAAAGUUUGCAUGCUGGUCUUCCCAACUUAUGGAGGAAAAUGACUUGAUUUAUUAUUUAAAUUGGCUACGUGAACAACUGACAAUAACCAAUAACCAGUAUGAUCAAACUGUGGCUCGAAAUCUUCAAAUGAUGCUUCGUAUCAGAGAGUACCGUGCCCAAUUCGCUAAAGUCGGAGGAAUCGAGACCAUUGGAGAUGUUUUACAAGAAAAAUCAACUAGUCGUCAGUUACAAUAUCAGUUAAUUUUUUGCUUAUGGUGUAUGAGUUUUGAUUCAAUUCAUGUAACUGAUAUAUGUAAGAAUUCUGCAUUAUUGGCUACUGUAGCUGAUAUUUUCCUUGAAGCAGAUCGAGAAAAAAUCACUAGAAUUUCAUUGGCAUUCUUUCGUAGUAUUUUAGAAAAAUUACCUACAAACGCUGAACAAAGAGAUUGUGGUUUACGCUUAGUUCAAUAUAAAGUUUUAAAAGAAUUAGAAUUGCUUAAUCAAAAAGAUUUUAGUCAUGAUCCUGAACUAACUGAAGAUAUUGCAUUCUUAAAUGAGAAAUUAUCGGCUAGCAUUCAAGAUGUAAGUAGUCUUGAUGAAUAUAUGGCUGAAUUAAAAUCUGGUCGAUUAGAAUGGUCACCUGUUCAUAAAUCAGAAAAGUUUUGGUAUGAAAAUGCAGUAAAAUUUACAGAUAAUAAUUAUGAAAUGUUAAAAAUGUUAGUACGACUAGUCGAACUGGGUACUGAUCCAUUAACAUUAUCUGUGGCUGUACACGAUAUUGGAGAGUUUGUAAGACAUUAUCCACGUGGUAAACAAAUAAUUGAAACACUUGGCGGUAAACAGUUAGUGAUGGCUUUACUACAGCAUGAUGAUCCAAAUGUUCGUUAUAAUGCACUAGUUUCAUUACAAAAGAUAAUGGUACAUAAUUGGGAAUAUUUGGGUAAACAAUUGGAUUCAGUUCAAAGUACUGAUGUGAAAUCAACUGGAGUAAAAGUUAAGUAGUAGUGGAUAGCAGUAGUAUUAUUAGUAGUAAUGAGAAAAACUAUAAAAAAACACCUUUCAAUUACCUUCAAAUGAUCUAAUGAAACUUAAUCCAAUGUAAUUAAUCAAUAAGUGAGUGAUUUUUUCAUGAACAAUUAACAAAGAAACAUACAUAUAAUAUAUUUAUCCAUUUAUUUUUCAAUCAAUCAUUAUUUACUGUUGUUACCAGGCUUCAUUAUUCUGGGUUUAGUGUUACUGUUUAUCAUCUGGUGUAAUCAAUCCUCCAUAGUGAUUCUUUCAUUCUCUUUUAUUUCAAUUUAUCAAUGGGAUUAAAUAUAAACAAAACAAACAUGCAUAAUAAUCAAACUUUCAUUUUCUUGACUUUCUUUCUAGUAUUGACUUGUUUUUUCUUUGUUGUUCUUCUUGUGAUAAAUUUAUUCCUGAUAUUUAUUGAUGUUUUAACCUGUGAACCUGUGUGCCCUGUAUAUUGGUUAACGCAACGAUACCGCCAAUUGGAGAGUAGUGAACGUGUAAAACACGUGCGAGCAGUCUAGAGUCCUUAUUGGUCCUGCUUCCCGCCUAGUACAGCCAGUUAAGUCCAGAACACCAAUUUGAGCCUCUGCAAUAUGAAUCCUUAUAUUUCAAACAUACUGAGUUUAUAUGCCAAUCAAACAGAUCACAACGUACCAUAAAAUAGAAAAUAACAUUUGUACAAUAUUUGGCCAAAAGUGUCUGUAGAUGAGGGAGAUAGUAAUUGAUAGACAGGGCAUAACUUAAGAAUAGUCAGUCUUAUGAUAAUAGUUCAUAGGUCUGAUCCACAAGACAGUGGAACAUCGUAAGGAGAUGCAGUCCUAUGGUAGUCGGUAACCAGUAAUAGGUUAAUACACCAUUUGUUCCCUUAAGAGUAUUGGUUUGGAAUCAGGGUUUUCCAACUCUCCUAGGUGAAUCCUCCAUAUCCACCAGCCCGGUUAAAACACCAAACAUGGUCUUUUCGUCCUCUCAAUUUCGUAAACAUCACCCGUGGUGCGAGAAAGCUGACUGAUUAUACGCACGUGACUAUAUGAGAGCACUUGGAGAGUCAGAGCUGACUCUCGACCGUACUGUGGCAUUUGGGGGCCCUUAAUGUAGUUAUGAUCGAAUUUAAUUUAAAUAUACUUAUCUUUUGACUAAGUAGCAAUAAGGUUCUUUUCAUUAAAAUGAUAAUAAAUCUCAUUGUUAAAAUGUCUUUUUGUGUGUGUAAAUUUAUUGACCUACGGACUAAACUCAUUCUAUAUUCAGUUUGAAUGAAUCAAUUCAUUUAGAUUGUUGAUUACAUAAUCUUACUAUUAUGUUCUUAUGAUUGAAAUCAAGAACAUUUUCUAAAUGUAUUCACUCUAUUUAAAUGAAAUGAAUUAUUCAAAUGUAAUUUGUUAUAGAGAUUUCAAUAGUUUCGAUUGUGUAUGUAUUCUGUGUACAUUGUAACAUAGUAGAAAUCUUUAUUUUGGGUAUACAAUUGUGUUUACUUUGAAUGUGACUAACUUACAGAUAACAAUACAAUUGAUUUUUGAUCCGUAUCAUUCAUGAACUAUGUACGAUGAUAAAAUCAAAUGAGUUUGAUUCUAGAGACUAUAAAUGCAUCGUUUUUUUGCUUUUGUUCUCAAUAAAAAAUUAGAGAAAAGUUAAGUAUUGUAUGUAAUGAUCUGACAAGGUAGAGUUAGAUGUAGCUGUCGUUGUCGACAGAGAGGAGAGGUGGAACGUCCGGAAUAUUGGGCGGAAAUCAGAAUGAGAUUGUCGACAGAGUAAUGACGGUCAGUGAGCCUGCAGGAUUGACAAAGAGUGGGGUACAGACUGUGACGGAGAAAAAGGUACAGCGACUAGAACGACUUAUUAAAAGAGGGACGAGUAUGAUAUGUACAGACAAAUAUGAGUAGUAUGUAUCAGGAAUCUAAAGUAGAAUUCUGAAGGAC
Schistosoma bovis is the source of this 3406-nucleotide messenger RNA. NCBI's taxonomy places the organism in Eukaryota, Metazoa, Platyhelminthes, Trematoda, Strigeidida, Schistosomatidae. The record is from the annotation of a GenBank genome assembly.